This is a messenger RNA of Podospora pseudopauciseta, 2205 nucleotides long. RefSeq names its product autophagy protein (gene ATG18). Lineage: Eukaryota; Fungi; Ascomycota; Sordariomycetes; Sordariales; Podosporaceae. Gene Ontology annotation, biological process: autophagy of mitochondrion; protein localization to phagophore assembly site; protein lipidation. The coding region runs from base 1 to 1347 and encodes 448 amino acids. The transcript has 2 exons. The record is from RefSeq and is a predicted model, not a curated record. Gene Ontology annotation, molecular function: phosphatidylinositol-3-phosphate binding; protein binding; phosphatidylinositol-3,5-bisphosphate binding. Gene Ontology annotation, cellular component: phagophore assembly site membrane; fungal-type vacuole membrane; extrinsic component of membrane.
AUGUCGGGCGGCGCCCUGAACUUCGUCACGUUCAACCAGGACCACAGCUGUCUGGCUGUCGGCACCUCCAAGGGCUUCCGCAUCUACCAUACAGACCCCUUUUCCAAGAUCUUCAACAGCGAUGACGGGAAUGUCUCCAUAAUCGAGAUGCUCUUCUCGACCUCGCUCGUUGCCCUGGUUCUUUCACCCCGCCAUCUGGUGAUCCAGAACACUAAGCGGGCCUCAGUCAUUUGCGAACUCACCUUCCCCAACGCCAUCCUUGCCGUGCGGCUAAAUCGAAAACGGCUGGCCGUGGUGUUGGAAGAGGAGAUCUAUCUUUACGACAUUUCUAACAUGACACUUUUGCAAACAAUAAACACCUCGCCGAAUCCAAACGCUAUUUGCGCCCUGUCUCCCUCGUCCGAGAGAUGCUACAUAGCCUAUCCGCUUCCCAAACAGCGAGAGGACACAGGCGAGAGACGGCCAUCGCAUGCCCCCCCCCUGUCCAGUUAUGUUCCGACUACCAGCGGUGAGGUACUCAUAUAUGAUACGGUGAAGCAGGUCUCUAUCAAUCUAAUCGAGGCUCACCGGUCGCCGCUGUGCUGCAUCGCUCUGAAUAACGACGGCACUCUCCUUGCGACGGCGUCAGAAAAGAGCACCAUUAUCCGCGUGUUUGCGAUUCCCAGUGGUCAGAGGCUGUAUCAGUUCCGGAGGGGUACCACUCCUUCGACCAUAUACAGCAUGUCUUUCAACCUCAGCUCAACCAUCCUCUGUGUUUCGUCCGUCUCCAACACUGUCCACAUCUACAAAUUGACCAACAAUUCUCAAGAAGGCGCCGAAGCAACAUCACCUAGGCGUAACCGCUUUGCCCGGUCUGCCAGUAUUAACAGUGCCGACUAUGUUCCCAACAGCGACGACGACUCUCGGCGAAGCAGUGGGGCGGAAGAGUAUGGCAGUACCGCGAGCCAGCCCAGUAGCGAAGGAAGCAAAGCUCUGCGGAACAGCGGCAUGUUUGGCAAUAUGAUCAGGCGGUCAUCUCAAAUUGUCGGGCGUGGCGUGGUCGGAGCAGUGGGGGCUUAUCUACCAGCCGCCGUGUCUGAGAUGUUCGAACCCGAGCGUGAUUUCGCAAGCAUCAAGAUUCCUAAACCAACCAGCACGGUACUGCAAGGAGCACCGGCUGGCGGGGGCGGACCCAUCCGCAGUGUUGUGGCCAUGAGUAGCAGUUCGCCUCAGGUCAUGGUAGUGACAAGCGAUGGUAUCUUCUAUGUGUACAACAUUGACAUGGAAAAGGGAGGGGAGGGGUACUUGGUGAAGCAGUUCUCUGUCGUUGAGGCGGAUGAUAAGCUGGACGCCUCAUAUAACGCAUAGGAAGUCACCGAGAACACCGAGGCCAUUGCCGGCAAGCACGAGUCAUUCGAAAAGGUGAGACGGAAGGCGAAGUUGAAGAAAGCUCUGGAAAGAGUGGUCCCAGAGAGUAUGACGGGCGCUGCACACGGUUUAGCCGACAUGGUUCCAGAUGUUACGGUCAAGGGUGUAAAAAAGACGGUGGAAGGGGCAGUGAAGAAGGCCGCGGGCUUGCAGAGAAAAGGAGGGCCCAGCGAUGAUGUUAUGGGAUUUUUGUAUCCCGAUUACAAUCCCCAACAUGAUUAUGUGAUAAACAUCUCGGAGGACGAGGAACUCGUAGUUCCGGCGUUGAACAAUUCUGGCAAGGAUGUUACAGGUUAUAUGGUGAAGGAUCACAUUGCAAAGCUCAUGCAGGCUUUGGAAACACCGUUGCCACCAGGUGAUCCUUCACUUCCUGGGAUGCCUCUUGGCUCGACGCAUCCCCGCCCUGACGAAGACGAAGAGCCUCUUCAAGUUGAAGAGGAUUUUUUUGGUGGUACUGGUGGUAGCAGUCGAGAUGAAGGAGAGGGAAAGGAAAAGGCCGCGCAAGAGAGGUCUUACCAAGAGCACAGCGUACGGGGGGUAAAAGGAAUAAAGAUGACGAUCGGUACCUUGCCGAAGACGAAGGUGAAGAUAAAGCGUUUAGCCCAGAUGGCAAGUUGAUCGAGGCGCCGGUCAAGACAAAGAAGGGGGAACUGGGUGGUGAGCGUGAUUUUAUUUCAGGUUGUGACUGGUAAUUUUGCUGAGUGGUUUGAGUAACUUGAUGGGGAACAUGUGCAUAGCGUUUGGAGUUUAUGGAUAUCGGAAUAGCGUAAUCAAAUCUCUUUAAUGCCUGCUUCCAUA